Messenger RNA from Miniopterus natalensis, 2457 nucleotides. RefSeq names its product calcium channel flower domain containing 1 (gene CACFD1). Gene Ontology annotation, cellular component: membrane. NCBI's taxonomy places the organism in Eukaryota, Metazoa, Chordata, Mammalia, Chiroptera, Miniopteridae. The record is from RefSeq and is a predicted model, not a curated record. Gene Ontology annotation, biological process: vesicle-mediated transport.
CCGCCUGGCGGCACCAUGAGCUCCUCGGCCGGGGCGUCAGCGGAGUCCCUCAGCUCCGCGCCGCCCGCGGAGGAGGAGGGCAUGACAUGGUGGUACCGCUGGCUGUGUCGCCUGUCGGGGGUGCUGGGGGCCAUCUCUUGCGCCAUUUCCGGCUUUUUCAACUGCAUCACCAUCAAUCCUCUGAACAUCGCUGCGGGCGUGUGGAUGAUCAUGAACGCCUUUAUCCUGCUGCUUUGCGAGGCGCCCUUCUGCUGCCCCUUCAUUGAAUUCGCCAACACGGUGGCUGCGAAGGCGGACCGGCUGAGCUCCUGGCAGAAGGCUGGCUUCUACUGCGGGAUGGCCAUCGUCCCCAUCAUCACCAGCCUGACCCUGACCACGCUGCUGGGCAAUGCCAUCGCCUUUGCUACCGGAGUGCUGUACGGACUCUCUGCCCUGGGCAAAAAGGGUGAUGCCAUCGCCUAUGCCAGGAUCCAGCAGCAGAAGCAGCAAAUGGAUGAGGAGAAGCUCACAGAUACCCUGGAAGGGGAUCUGUGAUGCGGGUCGGGUAACCGCCCCCCUCUCGCCCCUCGGGUUCUGUAUAAGCAAGUUCAAGGAUGGGGCCUGAAGCAUUGACCCCGAGGGACAACCUGGAAGAGGAGCUUUUGCCUGGCUCCCAUCAGCUUCUCUGCACCUGCCCCCACCACUGGAGUCCUCCUGUCUGCCCCCCUCCUCAGACUGGCAUCUCCUGGCCCUGAGCUGGUGCAGAGGUGCUGGGGAGAGGGCACUGGGGAACUGAAAGCCUAGGAGGAGCUUCCCCUGGUGACGUUGCUCCUGUCUCCAGGUGGGAGGCCUGGGCAUUAGCCAGAGUGAGCCUCCUCAGCAAUCCAGGUAGGAGAGCCUCCGGUAGGCUGAGCCACCUAGGCCCAUCUCUGUCUGCCUACCAUCAGGGUAGAGCAGUGUCUGGAGGGCUGUCUGUUGUCGUCCAUGACCCCUGGCCACUCUGUCCCCCGUGGGAGCCCACAGUGCAGCCACAAUGCUCCUGGAGCACCUGGAACAGCAGCUUUGGCCGCAGCCGGACACUUGGGUGGAAGUGCCUCCACGAGUUCCCCGGAGCCUUGGACAGACUGGUUCAGGACACUUCCCAAGGGCCUGGCCUGGGCUCCCAGGCUCUUCCCAUCUCUCCCUCCCCUGGUGCUAAGGAAGUGGGUAGUCCUGCCCUGUCAACAGCUGCUGAGCCCUGUUAAGAGAGGCUGAGCUAUGGUAUUCCUGCAGACCUGCUCCCAGCCUUUUGAGAGCUGGGCACACUGCUGUCCCCACUGCCCUGGGUGCUAGCCCAUCAGGGAGCAAGACCUAGGUGGGGGACAGGGAGCGUGGAGAGCUGGUGCCCAGGGAGCGGCCCUCACCUGUACCCUCAUCUCCCCCAGUUUCCUUCCACACUCGUCCCUUUCUUCUGCCCCAUGGCCUCAGCCCACUGGCCUGAUUGCCUGGCUGACCCUCAGGGGUUAGGCAUGUCGGACAGGGCCUGGCUGAGCCCGGCAGCACUGGACAGAAAUGGGCUGGCAUGGAAAGUGCUCCACUGGGGCCCAGCUCCUGCUCUCCCUCCUCGAAGGCCCCCAGGCUGGGCUUGUUCAGAGCUCAGGGGCCCCUCUUGCUAUGUUGAAACCAGCCCCAGGGCUGUGCCUGGGUCUUGGCUUCCUAAAGGGACUUUUCAUCCCCUUUUGAGGCUGAGUGUGGCAGGCAUUGUCUGCCCUAGGGACACAUCAGUGGGUCCCAGUCAGCAGCAGCCCUCCAGGGAUCCUGACCAGGCUGAGCCCCAGGGUCCUGCAGUGUGGCCGGUGUGUUGGGACACGUGCCUUCAGGGGUCCUCUGAGGUCACCCUCAGGCCAGUGCUGGGUUCAAAGGGCUGUGGGCUCCAGGCCUAUGGUAUGUGUGUGCGCAUUUGUUGGGUGUGUUUUCUCCCAUGUGUGCCGUGAAUAAGACCUGUCUACCUCCCAGGAGGAGCAGGGGUCCUCCUGCCCCUCUUGGCUCUUCUUAUCUAGGAAGGGGAUUCGGGUGUCACUUCAGCCCCCUCCUGCCCAUUACAGGGACCUCGCUGAUGGGUUUCCACCCUAUAGGAGAGGUUAGCUGUGCAUGGCAAGGAAGAUUGCACCUGUACCCUGUGAGGAAAUUGGGUGGGUAAAGGGCGGACUGUAGAGUCGGACACACAGGUGGCAGGGCCCUCCAACCCCUCCCUCAUGGGCCAGAGCAGGCAGGUCACUUGCCCAAGGUUCCCAGCGAGUCUAACGAGCAGUCCUGUAGUGGGUGACCCUGUCUCCCAGUGGGAGUCUUGCCUUGCAAGGAACAUCUGUCCAGGUGGCUGAGAGCCGGGCCACAGGGCCCACUCCUGCCUCCAUGUGUCUGACUCUGACUUCUGGUCCUCAUUUACUCUGUGUUUACCUUAAUUUGUGAGCAAUAAAGCCUGGCGGUUUGUUUGCUCAA